AUGGCAAAUUACAAUUUUGUCUGGUCUGGUCCAAAAUUAACCGCAGAGUUAGAUUUCAGUUACUGGGAAUUGUUGAUGACAACAUAUUUAAAAGCUCACAAUGUUUGGAGCUUUGUAGAUCCUGGUUUACAAGAAGGAGCUGAUGAAGUUGCUCGUAGAAGGGACCAGUUGGCACUUUCACAAAUUCAUCAAGGAAUUGAUUACUCAAUAUUUGGCAAAAUAGCAAAUGCCAAAACUGCUAAAGAAGCAUGGGACAUAUUGAAGCUGUCACAUAAAGGAGUAGAGAAAGCUCAGAAGUCCAAAUUACAAUCGCUGCGUAGAGAAUACGAAAGGUACGAAAUGUCUAAUUCAGAAACAGUAGAACAAUAUUUUUCUCGUGUUAUAAAUCUCGUCAACAAGAUGCGAGUAUAUGGAGAAGAUAUUCCAGAUAGCAAAGUGGUAGAAAAAAUUCUACGUACGAUGCCGAUGAAGUUUGACCAUGUGGUGACUAUAAUAAUUGAGUCCCACGAUACAGAUACUCUGUCUGUAGCAGAAUUACAGGGAAGCAUUGAAAGUCAUGUCAACAGAAUAUUAGAAAAGACCGAAAAAGUGGUAAAAGAAGAAGCUCUAAAGAGUCAGGUGAAUUUCAACAACACUUCUGAGUCAAGUCAUAUUGUAGAAGAAAGAGGUCAAAAUACUUUCAACAGAGGAAGAGGAAAUUAUAGAGGCAGAGGCCGAGGAAAUUAUGGAGGAAGAGGACGUGGCAACUUUAACCAGUUGAGAGACAAUAAUUUCAAUCCAUCCAAUCAAGGAAGAGGUGGAAAUAAUUUUGGAUACAACAAUCGUGGUCGAGAAAACAAUUUUGGAUUCAACAAUCGUGGUCGAGGAAGAGGUAUCUACAACCAAGAAAGGACGAAUUAUAGUUGUUAUCACUGUGGAAAGUUUGGACACAAAGCAUCUGAUUGCAGAUACAAACAUCAGGCAAAUGUGGCAGAAAGUUCGUAUCAAAAUACAGGUGAGUAUUUUGAAAAUCCACAAAAUUUAUUUUUGGCCAGUAAUACAUUUUCUGAGGAAGAGGAUAUUUGGUAUCUGGAUACUAGAUGUAGUAAUCACAUGUGUGGGAAAAAGGAAUUAUUUUCUUCUCUAAACGAAACGGUAAAAUCUACCGUGAAGUUUGGAAACAAUUCAAAUAUUCCAAUUUUGGGAAAAGGCCGAAUUGCUAUCAGGUUGAAAGAUGGAACUCAAAACUUUAUUGGUGAUGUUUUCUAUGCUCCUGGUCUUCAUCACAAUCUCCUGAGUAUGGGAUAA
This is a messenger RNA of Vicia villosa (hairy vetch), 1287 nucleotides long. RefSeq lists its product as uncharacterized. Bases 1 to 1287 code for a protein of 428 amino acids. The transcript has a single exon. Gene Ontology annotation, molecular function: zinc ion binding; nucleic acid binding. Lineage: Eukaryota; Viridiplantae; Streptophyta; Magnoliopsida; Fabales; Fabaceae. The record is from RefSeq and is a predicted model, not a curated record.